AUGAGAUAUGGCGCAAGAGUGGUACAAAUACUAAUAUUGCCAGAAGCGGCUCAUGCUAUGGUAAAUAAAGAAGGAAAACAAUUAAGUUUAUUAGCAGCAAUUUUAAGAGGAAAAAGAUAUGAUAAACGAUGUUAUAAGACAAUUGAUAUUCAUGACAAAACAGGAGUCCCUCGUACUCAUCAAGAUAAAAGUGAAGUCAAGAGAAUGCAAAUAUCAAUAAAGCGCAAAGAAUCUCAUACUCGAAAAUACACAAAGAAAAGACAAGAAGAUUCUGCAUCAGAAAAUGAGGAAACAAUAUUAUCUAAGACUGAUCAUGGAAAGAUGCUUGAAUUAGAUAUUGAAGAGAGAAAGAUGAGGUUGAGGGAGCGUGAAAUUAAAGCAAGAACAGCUGAAGCAGAAGCACGACUUAUAGAAGCUAAAGCUGAAGAAUUGGAAUUAGAAAAUCAGAGAAAAAAAUAUGAUAAUGAAAUGAGUAGUUUUUUCUUUUCAAUUUAUAUUUGUAGCUUUGCGAUAAAAUAA
This is a messenger RNA of Funneliformis caledonium, 519 nucleotides long. NCBI's taxonomy places the organism in Eukaryota, Fungi, Glomeromycota, Glomeromycetes, Glomerales, Glomeraceae. The record is from the annotation of a GenBank genome assembly.